CGGCACACUGUACAACCAGAGCGUUAUCAGCACUUCCUUCGCCUACCUUAUCUUGAAACGCCUCUAUUUAUUGGCGUCAUACCGCGACAGCCAAAGCACUCCUGUCUCUUGACGGCUCACUUCGCCCGGUGAGAAAUGGACGCUUUCGGAGCCCCCACAUACAGGCCCGUGUGCGAGUGGGUCAUGUGCUUCGAGAACCGCAUCCCGUACAACGCGGUGCCUGGCGGUGAAGACAGCGGAGAGACCAUCUACAUCGGCCGCGCUGUGCACAACGGCGAGGUGAUACCGGGCAAGGUGGUGCCGUCUCACAGCUGCUGCUACGUUGCCUACGAGGGCGCCGAGCACUGCCACAGGGACUACCAGGCUCUCAUCUCGGAUGGCACUCCGUUCGCCUGGGCGCCGGCUUCCGACGGCGCACUUCCCACCGGUGCCGUCCAGGGUGGCGUGUGCGCUUCGGGCGAGCCGCUCUACAUCGGCCGCACCUACCACGAGGGCACGCUCACAAUCGGCAAGGUGCAGCCUUCGCGCCGCUGCCUCUCUAUCCCGUACGGCGGCGAGGAGCAUUGCUACUCAGACUACGAGGUGCUGGUGGUACAGACGGUCAACUUCUGAAAUGCCUCACCAAGAAGGAAAGAUG
Molecule: messenger RNA, 637 nt
Organism: Rhipicephalus sanguineus (brown dog tick)
Lineage: Eukaryota; Metazoa; Arthropoda; Arachnida; Ixodida; Ixodidae
Product: natterin-3
Exons: 3
Coding region: 136-612 (158 amino acids)
Source: RefSeq, a predicted model, not a curated record